Molecule: messenger RNA, 1410 nt
Organism: Aspergillus wentii DTO 134E9
Lineage: Eukaryota; Fungi; Ascomycota; Eurotiomycetes; Eurotiales; Aspergillaceae
Product: zinc-binding alcohol dehydrogenase family protein
Exons: 1
Coding region: 25-1104 (359 amino acids)
Molecular function (GO): oxidoreductase activity, acting on NAD(P)H
Source: RefSeq, a predicted model, not a curated record
AUCAUAGCAUCAAGUAUAGCCAAUAUGCCCGUCCCCGAAAAAUUCCCAGCGGCGGUGGUUCCUAAACCACGCGCACAGAAUAUCAUCUCUGAACGUACAUUGCAGCCUCUCAAACCAGGAGAAGUGGCCAUUAAAAUCACCGCGACGGCCAUCAACCCAGUCGACUGGAAGAUGCGCGACUACGAUGCAUUUAUCAGCGAGUAUCCUGCCGUCCUUGGUUCUGAUGCUGCGGGAGUAAUCGUCGAUACUGCGCCUGACGUAUCGAGUCAUGAUGUUGGUGAUCGCGUCUUCUUCCAGGGGAUCGUCGGCAACUACGACUCUUCUACUUUCCAGCAGUAUUGCAAGAUGCCAGCUGUGUUGGUGUCGAAAACACCGAAUUGCAUCACCGACGAGCAGGCCGCGGGUGUUAGUCUCGCGACAGUGGCUGCGGUUACGGCAUUCUACGACAAGCAAGGACACGGAAUGAUCCCACCGUGGGAACCACAAGGUCAUCAAGUCGGCAACGGCAAAGCGAUCGUCAUCAUCGGCGGUGGCUCGUCUGUUGGACAAUAUGCGAUCCAGCUGGCCAGACUGUCCGGAUUCUCCAGGAUCAUCACCAACGCAAGUCCCGCCAACCACGCGUUUCUCGAACGACUCGGCGCACACGUUGUUCUUCAUCGCGCGCAUUGUACCGCAGCGGAUUUCAACGCAGCUAUCUCCGGACUUCCAUUGGAAAUGGUGUUUGAUGCCAUUUCGAUCAAGUCGACGCAGGUGCUGAGUGUGCAGAUCAUCCAAUGCAAGCGUACUGCCGGCGACGUGGUGACGGUGCAUGUUGUCAAUCCAGAGACCGUUGAUCCUGACGCUGCAGCGUUGAGUCGAUCGACAGAGCAAAUGGUUGAGAUCAAACAGGUGCUGGGGCUUGGUAGUUCUCCAGAGCUGCGCUAUCUCAGUGAGCCUAUGGUGAAGCAUCUUGGUGGUGAAGAUGGGUGUAUCGCUAGGCGUCUUUUCAUUCCAAACAGAGUGCGUGUGAUUCCUGGGGGACUGAGAUCGGUUGAAGCAGCACUUGCGAGUAACAAAAAUGGUGUUUCGGGUGAAAAGAUUGUAUUUAAGCCUUGUGAAGAGUAAUUAAAUACAUGCCGAAUUACUCUCGAUCAAUCUCAUAAAAUGUUCAGUUAAUACAUCCACUACUUCCAAAUCUCCACCUCUCCUCCUCCUCGAAGAGCAGCUACUCGCAUCGUGGCAAUCAUAUUCCUCGCCGCAUUGGAAUGGUCAUACACGCCCCCAUUAAACGCAGAUGUUGCAUCCUUGCCUAUGAAAGAUCGAAUAAUAGCCUCACCCCCUGGAUGGUCUUCUAUAAACCUAUCCACACCAUGAAUUACCCCUUCAACAGCCACCAAUGCCUUGCCCUUCCUGACUUCCUCCUGGAACUCC